Heteronotia binoei (common prickly gecko) is the source of this 2843-nucleotide messenger RNA. Its product is annotated as E3 SUMO-protein ligase ZNF451-like. The record is from RefSeq and is a predicted model, not a curated record. Gene Ontology annotation, molecular function: sequence-specific DNA binding; DNA-binding transcription factor activity, RNA polymerase II-specific. The transcript is spliced from 10 exons. Bases 3 to 2819 code for a protein of 938 amino acids. Gene Ontology annotation, biological process: regulation of transcription by RNA polymerase II. Gene Ontology annotation, cellular component: nucleus. NCBI's taxonomy places the organism in Eukaryota, Metazoa, Chordata, Lepidosauria, Squamata, Gekkonidae.
GAAUGGACUUCCAGCAUGCUCAUGGACUACAAGAGCUAGAAUUUAUCCAUGGACAAAGUGAUACAGAAGCUGCAAGACUGUGUGUGAAUCAGUGGCUUAAAAUGCCAGGUCUCAAGCCAGGUACUGUAAACUCAGGAAGAAUGUUACCUCGGAAAUCAGCCCAAACACCAUCUGGCAGUAAAUCCAUUUUAUGCCCCAUUAUGCAUUGCAACAAGAAGUUUGAUGAUGGAUAUCUUCUUCUAGGCCACCUUAAAAGGUUUGAUCACUCUCCAUGCAACCCAGCAGUGACACUACAUGGACCUCCAUCUAGUUCUUUUGCCUGUAUAGUCUGUAACAGAAGAUUUCCUACUUCUCAACAAUAUAGUGAGCACUGUUUAUCUAAGGCAAAUGAAAAUGAUGGCCAUGAAAGAAAUUAUCCUCCUCAGCAUAUUCAAUUUUUUGCAUGUCCAUGCUGUUUCCUUCUUUUUAGCCUAAGAAAUGAGUGCCUGGAACAUAUGUCUGGGAAGAAUCAUUUUUCUCACUCUUUUAAAAAGAAUGAUAAGACAGGGACCGCACUUCCUUUGCCUUUCCCAGCCUAUGCAAAAAAUCUUCUAAUCUCCUUGUGCAGUGAAGUUCCAUUCCAAGUAAAAUGUACAUCCUGCCGUCAGGAUUUACAUUCCCAUGUGGAGCUAACAGCACAUUUCAGAACUCGUUGUCGUAAUGCUGGUCCAGUAGCUGUGUCAGAGAAGAAUAUCUCCCAGGUUGCUGAAAUAUUUAAAGUGAAAGGUUUUUGUCACAGCUGCAAUGAGCUGUUGGUUGAUGACAACCAUGUCCGUCGGCAUACUUGUAAAACCUUACACGAGGUUAAAAUUCUCACCACAGUGGAACAAUCAAUCUUGAUGUUUUGCCAUGCCAAUAAAAAUGUCUCUUACAUUAAGAAACACAGAAGCCUUGUAAAGUCUUCUCUUCUGAAGAGAUCUUUGAAUGAGGAUGAUCAGAGUGAAACCAUUUCUAAACAAAAAAGGUUUUUGGAAGACAAUGGCGAAGAGACUUCUAGUGACCGCACUGUGAAAACCUGGAUGUGUGAAUGCCAUCUGACAUUUCCUUCUGAAGAGUUAGUAGAGAAACAUAUUUUUUCUUCAAACAGAAUAUGCCACAAGUGUGCUGUGUGCGGGAAGCUUGCAGAAAAUCCAAGCAUUAUCCGUUUGCACAUGAGCAGGUUCCAUGGAGGAGCACACCUGGCUGAUUUCCUCUGCUGGUGUCAGUCCUGCAGUGUAGACCUUCAGAAAGGGUAUGAUAUAAUGGCGCACAUUACUGAAUUUCACAGUGGACACAGCUACUUUUGUGAGAAAUACGUUGGUGAGGAUGAGCUUUCUCUGUCUACUGACAGAGUUAAAGAUACAGUCUGCGAUAAAUCACUUGAGAUACAAGACCAAUCUUUGACCCCUGUAGAGCUGUGUCCACCUGAAAAUCCAGUGGACUUGUCUGAGGAAGCUUCUCCCCAAGGAGAAUGGCAGUGCCGCUUAUGUGAGGAAAUCUUUGACUCGGAAGAUACUGUGAAACAGCAUUGCAUGUCACUGGAGAGCCAUCAUAUUCAUAGAUACAGCUGUGGCAUGUGUAAAGAUACAUUUCGGAAAAUAGAAACACUUCGCCGACACUGCCGUGAUAGGCAUAACAAUGUGAUACAGAUUAAAUAUUUCUGUGGCUUUUGUGGUGACCUGUUUUUUGAUGCUGAGGAGGAGCUUUUAAUUCACUUCAGGGAUUUCCAUAGCACAGAUUACAUAUGUGUGUCUGCUGCAGCAGCAGAAACAUCAAUCAAGAUCUUUGAGACAAUAGAAGAAAGCAGCCUUCUAAACUGUGGCUGUAGAGAAAAAUACAUCUCCAAAGAGAAUAGGAAAGCCGAUUACAAGAAGUGCCAAGAAGCCAUGCUGGCAAAAGGUUUCCUGUGGUUUCGCUGCACUUCAUGCUCUGCAACAGCACAAAGCCAUUCUGAUAUGAUUAUUCAUCUUGCAGGCCACACAGGCGAUAAAGUUGGCAAAGAAUUGUAUGUUGUGAGGUGUGGAGCAUGCAACAGAAGUUUUAGUGAGCCUGCAGUUGCCCAUCAGCACUAUCAUUGCAAACACUGUGUCUCACAAAAGCCCAAGUCAGGCCCACCAGCAAAAAGUGAAGUCUUCCAGUUCUCUGCUAGUGGGUCUUUUGUAGACGAGAAACCUGACAAACUGAAGCUUUCAGCUGCUGUGACUGCACCAAGUUCAAAAUCUAUUUCUCCAAGGAAGCCGGGAGCUAUAAAGAAAGAAGAUCUUGGCCACUACAACGAAGAUUUUCCUGAUCUAGAUUACUUGUGCACCAUGACACAUAUUAUAGUGAUGGAUUUAGAUAACUGGGGAAACCUCUUCCACCAACUGCCUGCUACUCUUAACCAAGGGACUUUUAUCUGGGGCUUUCAAGGUGAGCACAGCAAUUGGAAGCAACCCGUGAACUGCAAAAUAUUUAAUUAUCUUAAGAAGAUUGGAUGUUUCUUCCUUCAUCCACACUGUGGUACAAGGAGGGAAGCAGCUGACUUUGCAAUCUGUGUACAUGUGGGCCGCCUGGAUGAGUAUCUGCCGAAGCAUAUUCCUUUCACCAUUCUUUCUGGAGACAAAAGCUUUCUGGAGUUGGAGAACCAGCUUAAGAUGACUCAACGGGCAACUCACAUUCUAGACCCUCAUAAAAUUGAUGCUGAUAUAAUGUGUGCCUUCUUGAAUAGCAUUUCAGAUACAGCCAAAGAAAAUGAAGAGGAUUUUCCAGUGACUACACAACAGUGCUUGCAAGAGCCACCAAUUCAAGAAGGUAUGUCUUAAUUUCCAUAUGAGAAGUUUAUUAAU